Chrysoperla carnea is the source of this 6669-nucleotide messenger RNA. RefSeq lists its product as uncharacterized. The record is from RefSeq and is a predicted model, not a curated record. Gene Ontology annotation, molecular function: protein binding. Bases 2 to 6601 code for a protein of 2199 amino acids. Gene Ontology annotation, cellular component: nucleus; cytoplasm. The transcript is spliced from 4 exons. NCBI's taxonomy places the organism in Eukaryota, Metazoa, Arthropoda, Insecta, Neuroptera, Chrysopidae.
GAUGAAUGAAAAUAACAAUGAAACAAAUUCGGUGGCACAAUUUAUUGAAAAUCCAUUGCUAGAAAUAAAUUAUAAACAAAAUUUCCCGAAGGGAGGAUCAUCACAUAUGUCUAAACAACAAACCAGUUUAUAUCAAGAAAAUGAACGGCUUUUAUCAAGUUCUUACAAAUCGAAAGAAGAAUUUACUAGAGAAUAUAAAAAGUUAUACUGUGAAAAUCUAAAAGCAAAAGAAUUUUAUCUGCUAGUUUUAAUUAAAGUUGCUAAGGCCAUAUCUGACAACAAUGUAGCUAAUUUAAAAAAACUGAGCAAAUUUAUUGGUUAUGUAAACAGUGUAGAAAAUCAGGCAACUUUGAGAGAUUAUUAUAAUGAUGUUAAAAAUCCUAUUCAAAAAACUAAUCUAGUUAUUCUAGCUUGCCAACACAAUAAAGUAACAAUCCUAGAAUACUUGUUUGAUAAUAGUAGCAAUAUUUUAAAUUCUUUAUCGGUUGAUAUUGGACGAAACAUAACAUUACCAAAUGAUAAAGAUGAAUUAGGCCACAACGCAAUUUAUUAUGCUAUACGUUCAGGCAAUAUUGAACUUCUGGAUACACUUAUUAAUAAAUGGCCAGGAAAUUAUUUUGAUAUUAAUUUCAAUGAGUUAGAUGAAAUUAUUUCGCAACCUUAUGAAGAACUAAAGCUAAAGAACAUACCAUUGUCAGAAGAGAUAGAAAUUUUUAUAUAUAACAAGCUAAUAAAUCUACGUUUCUUCUCCAAUGUUCCCGAGCAAAAAUGUAAUGAAGAGGGUAAUGUUAAUAACAUCAUAGAAAGAAUUGACCUUGUACUUCAAAAUAUUGCCUUACUAAAGGAAGAGUUCUCAAAUCGAGAACAAGUGAAUCAAAAGUUUUUAUUCAUAGCAAAAUUUAUUGCACAAAAUAUUCAUAUAUUAAAACGACAGUUGAAAUCCACCUACGAUAGACUACCUUGGGAAGAAAUUGAAUUUUGUUUGGUAAUUUUUGUUUCUUCUCGUACAAAUCGAAAAGAAAUAAAUCUAUUCUAUGAUGCCACGUUGAAUAAAAAUAAAUUACUUAAUCAUUUAGAAAACUUUGCAAAGAGACUUAACGACGAAAAAGCUAUUAUAGAACAUGUGGACGUUAAUCUAUUAAAUGUUAUUCCCAACAUAAAACGUGAGCAAGUCAUUAUGGAGAUUGUUAAUAAUUAUCCUCAAUUUGGAGAGUUAUAUAGCGAUUAUAAAAAAAUUAGGGAUCUAUAUUCUUUAGAAAAAAUAAGUGAUUAUAUAAAGCUGGCAUUAUCAGCUGAUCCUAAGCAAAAAGAUGGACAGUUAAUUAUUACAAGAGCUUUGCAAAUGAUUGGUGAAAAUUUAAAAAAUACUCUAGAAAGUCCCAAGUUAUCUAGCGAUACAAGCGAGCUUCUCCUAUUAUCCUUUCCAAAUAAUACAAGAAAAGUUAUUAUAGGUUUACGAAAUUCUCUAUCACAUGCGUAUUCGCUUUUUAAGAGAACCGAAAUUGAGGAAAAUACAGAUGUUAUUUUUUUUAUUGGGAUUCAAAACGAUAAAAAUAAAAAACUAAUAUCAAUAAUAGAACUACUUGUUCUGGAUAUAAUGUCAAUCUUAGGCCAAUCAAAUAAGUAUCUAAAAAACAAUCUCAAUUUCUUAGAUGAUUACUCUCCCUUAUUAACAGGAAAAAGUUUACGCAAUCACUUAGCACAUGACAAUGUCUUAUUUGAUAUAUUGUUAUCUGAUCUUUCAAUGGCAAUUAUUUUGAAUGCUAAUAAACUUAUUUCCGAAAAUAUAAUAAAAAAUAAGAAAAAACUUGGUAAAUUAGUAACAGACGAUCCUUCUCAGUUAAAGAAUAAAUAUGAGAAAAACCUUAUCACUAUUGCCAAUCAGGAAAAAAUGUUUACUGCGCUGGAAGAAGGAAAUUUUGAAGAUUUAAAAAAUUGUCUAAGAAAAGGAGCAGAUAUUAAUGCCAGAAGUAUUAGCUCAUGGACUACACUGCAUUUUGCUGCUAAAAGUCCAAGUCUCAAAAUUAUAAAAUAUAUUUUUGAUCAAAAUAUAAAUGCCAAUGUUAAAGAUAUGAAUGGUCAAAAUCCACUUCAUAUCGCUGCUGCAUAUGGAAGGGAAAGUAUUGUGGAAUUUUUUUUAAGAGAAGUAGGCUUAUGUAUUGAUGAUCAAGAUGACAGUGGCAAAACACCCCUACAUAUUGCAGCUAAAAAUGGCCAUAAGGAUGCUGUUAAAAGUUUACUAAAAAAUAACGCUAAUACUGAUAUCAAAGAUAUUCAUGGUUUUCCACCAUUGCACUAUGCAAUAAAAAAUAAUCAUAUUGAUGUUGCUAAAAUUUUGUUAGAAAAAGAAACCAAUGUUGACAUUAAUCAGGUUAAAGGUGGCUUUACGUCACUGCAUAUUGCUGCAGAAAAUGGGCAUGUAGAACUAGUUAAUUUUUUAUUGAAAAGUAGAGCAAAUGUUAAUGUAAAAACCGACCAGGGAACAAUACCAUUACAUUUAGCAGCUCUAAAUGGAUAUCUAGAAAUAGUGAAUGCUUUAAUUUUUAAAGGAGCUAACGUUAACACCAAAACCAUAGAUGGGUGCUCACCAUUACAUUAUGCAAUAGAAAACGGUCACGAAGAAAUAGCUAAUAUACUAUUGAAGCAUGGAGCUAAUGUUAAUGUUGUUGAUAAGGUCUAUAAUAAUACACCUUUACACUAUGCAGCAAAGUAUGGACAUGAAAAUAUUGUCAAGUUGCUACUAGAAAACAAGGCAAAUGCUAGUAUUCCAACUGUACACGGUAUUACUCCACUACAUUUUGCAAUACGGGGUGGUCAUUUAAAAAUAGUUGCUACUCUUCUUGAGUAUGGAGUAAACAUUCAUGAUAAAGAUUUUAAAAGCACUUCACCAUUACAUCAAGCUGCUCAAGAAGGUCAUAAAGAUAUUAUUGAAUUGCUAAUAAGAAAUGGAGCUAAAGUUAGAACUCAAGAUAUUAUGGGCAACACGCCAUUACAUGCAGCUGCCGAGUUUGGUAGAACAAAUAUAAUUGAACUUUUAAUCAAAAAUAAAGCUGAAGUUGAUGCAAGAAACUAUGAUGGCAUAACUCGAUUGCAUCUAGGUGCUCUAAAUAAACAAGAGGACGCCAUUAUUUUUCUAAUAAAAAAUAAAGCUGAAAUCAAUACCAAAAAUAAUUAUGGUAUUACACCCUUACAUGCGGCUAUUAACGGAGGUUACAAGAACAUUGUAAUCUUUUUAAUAAAACAUAAAGCUAAAAUUAACGUCAAGGAUAUUUCAGGUAAUACACCGUUACUUGUAGCUGUAGAAGCAGGUCACCAGGAAAUCGUAGAGAUUUUGAUAGAAAAUGGAGCUGAUAUUAAUAUUUCAAAUAAUAAAAACCUAACUCCAUUAUUUUCUGCUAUUAAGCAUAACCGCAAGAGGAUUGUAGAAGUUCUCAUAGAAAAUGGAGCUAAUAUUAAUAUGGAAGUUGGCGAAUCUCUAUCAUUGGCCGUGCGCGCUGGCUAUAGGGAAAUAGUAGAAAUUUUGCUACAAAACGCGGCCUUCAUUAAUAUAAAAUAUCCUGAGGAUGUAACCCCAUUACAUUUAGCUACUCAAAGAAAUCACAAGGAGAUAGUAAAUUUAUUGAUAAUGAAAGGAUUCGAUGUUGAUGCUAUGAAUAUUCAUAAAUUAACAGCAUUACAUCUUGCAGCACAGGAAGGUCAUGCAGUAGUUGCUAAAAUUUUGAUAGCAAAAGGAGCUAACGUUAACGUUGCAAAUGUUGAAAAUACUUCACUACACCUAGCUGCAAUGCACGGCCAUGUCAAUAUUAUUAAAAUCCUAUUAAGUAAUGGAGCAAAAAUUGAUGUUAAGGAUAAUCAGAAUAGAACACCUUUAGAAUUGGCAGUUUAUCAUAGUCAAUUGGAUGUGGUAAAAAUGUUACUACGGCACAAAAAAGUUGAUAUUAAUGCUAAAGGGAAAGAUGAUUGGACAUUACUGCACAUUGCUUCACAAGCAAGUAAUUUAGAAAUGGUAAAAUUUCUAGUAAAUAAAGGAUCCAAUAUUAAUGCAAGAACUAUGUCUGGCUUAAAGCCUAUACAUUUUUCGGCAAGAGAAGGUAAUAAAGAUACCGUGGAGUUUUUCCUUAGUAAAGGGCUGAGUAUCAAUGAGCUUGGUUCAACCAAUCAAACAUUACUACACUAUGCUACAAAGAAAACUCAGUUUGAAGUUGUAAAAUACUUGUUAACACAAGAAGCUGAAGUUAAUGCUAAAGAUGAUAAUGAUUCUACCCCUUUGCAUAUUGCUGCUACCGUUAAUAAUAAAGAUAUUAUUGAAAUUUUGUUAGAAAAUGGUGCAAUUUACAAUCAUAUCAAUAAACUUUCUAAAAUGCCUUUGGAAAUUGCUGAAAAAAAAGGCAUUAUCAGUUUAUUAACCUUAACAGAAAAAUUAUUUGAAUCCAUAAAACGCAAUAGUUCGUUGGAGGUUGAGAAUGAUAUUAAAGCAGGUGCAUUUGUUAAUGCAAAACAUACUAAACUAGGAACUUCAUUACAUUAUGCUGCAUGGAAAGGCUAUGACAAAAUUGUCAAGAUUCUAUUGCAGAAUAAAGCCAAUCCUAAUAUAGUUGGUAGUAAAGGAUUUACGCCCAUGCAUUACGCUACGAAAUUUUCCCAUUUAAAAAUUGUAAAAUAUCUAUUAACUUAUGGUGCGGUAUAUAAUGCUAUGUCUGACAGUGGCAAAACACCACAAGACUUUGCUGUGGAUAGAAACAUAAAUAGUUUACUUAAGUUAAUUAGAGAAUCGUUUAAAAAAGUUAAAGAAGAUAAUGAUCAAGUUAUAAACGACCUAAAUAAGAUACAGGAUAAUGAAACAGUAAAAGCAGUGAUGGGGUCUUGUGAUAACCAAAAUAAAACGUUAAUUGUUGUUGCAAUACAUUGUAAUUUUUCUAAAGUCGAGCAGUUGAAACAAAUAUCACAAAGUGGCAUAUCCACUGAGAUUUUAACAGGUUCGAUGCUUCUCGAUCAAGGACAUUACCAAAACGCAUUAAAUAUUUUCAGAAAUGCAUUUGAAAGAAGGAAAGAAAUACUGGGAUCCGAUAAUCCAGGCACUUUAGAUAUCCAGGCAAAGAUAGCGAUGGUGUUAUACAAACAAGGAAAAUAUCAAGAAGCAUUAACCAUGUAUGAAGAGAUUUUUCAGAAACAAAAAGAAACACUAGGUUUAAAUCAUGAAGAUACUUUAAGUACAAGAAGUGUAAUCGCUUUAGUACUUUACAGGCAGGAAAAUAAUGAAAGAGCUUUUAAUAUUUAUCAAGAUGUUUAUCAGAAACAAAAAGAAACACUUGGGUCAAACCAUCCAGAUACCUUAAAUACUAUGUUUCACAUGGCAUUAGUAUUAGAAAGGCUGGGAAAAUACGAGGAAGCGUUAAAUAUCAAUAAAGCAGUUUUUGAAAAGAGAAAAGAAACUUUAGGUUCGAAUAAUCUAGCCACUGUGUCUGCCAAAAAUAAUAUAGCUUUGGUACUAGCUAGUCAAAAAAAAUAUGAAGAGGCUUUAAAACUCUAUAAGGAGGUUUUCGAAAAGAAGAAAAAGAUAUUAGGCAUUAAUCAUACUGACACCUUAAGAACGUUACAUAACAUUGCUGGAAUACACUUCAGUCAAAAAAACUAUAGUGAGGCCUUGAAAGGCUUUCAAGAGGUUCUAAAUAUCCAAAAAGUAGCUUUGCUACCGAAUCACCCAGAAGCAUUAACCACUGAAUACAAUAUAGCAAAUGUACUCUUAUUACAAGGUAAAUACAUCAGUGCACUGAAAACUUUUACGGAAAUUCAUGAUAAAAUGAUAACUGUUUUUGGGCCACAUCAUCCGAGAGUUAUGGAUAUUUUAACGAAGAUAAAGAUUAUUAAUGCAGGACUUAGGUUUCAGGGUAGUGGAUUAUCAGAGGUUUUACAGAAUCAUCAGAAAGAAAUUUUGUUGCUUAAUAUUGCUGCAAAUGAGGGGGAUGUACAAACUGUCCAGCGUCUAUUAAAUGAUGGAGCAAAUGUCAAUGAUAAAGAUGUUGAUGGAAGAACACCUUUGCAUUUCGCUGUUAGCAAUGGACACAUAAAUGUUGUGAACAUGUUACUACAAAAUGGAGCUGUUGUAACUGAAGCUACUAAAAAAGGCAAUACACCAUUACAUACGGCUACUUCUAAGGGCUACAAGGAAAUCAUCGAAGUUUUGUUGCAACAUAUAAGUCGUAACCGUGACAUAUUAAAUGAUUUUAUAGAUGCCAAAACCACUUCCAGUGGUACCACAUCACUCCAUAUUGCCGCUAAAAGUGGCUUUUUGGAAAUUAUAAAAUCCUUACUAAAACACGGUGCAAUUUAUAACUCCAAGAAUAAAAAAGGUGAAGUACCCGUCGAUGUUUCUACAGAUCAGAAAACCAUAAACUUACUGAAAUUAAUCGAAAAUUUGUUUAGAGAUGUCAAAAAUGGUAAUCUUGGCACUAUAAGUAAGCUAAGAUCAAUAAAACCUGAUGAAUUUUUAGCUUUAACAAGCGCCCGUAAUAAUCAGGGGAAUACAUUAUUGCAAGUUGCAAUUUUCAAUAAGCACAAUGCUAUUGCAGGUGAAAUAUUAAAAAUGCUGAUGACCAAUUGAACCAAACUAACUUUUGCAAUUACUUGUAAAAUAAUUAAUUACUUUACUUUUAAAAUAAUGUACCAACC